AUGGCCCGAGUCCUCAUCCUUGGUGGAGCUGGCUACAUCGGCUUGGCCGUCGCUCAGGCUCUCAUUCGUUCUGGAAACUACACUGUCUUUGCUACUUCUCGAAGCGACACGAAGACCAAACUUCUUGCAUCAAACGAAGUCAAACCUCUUAUCGGAGAGUUGUCUGACAUCACCUUCGUCAAGGCUAUUAUCGCGGAAAACCGCAUCGACGUGGUUAUUGAUCUUUCCCAAGCCUACAGUGACGCGACCACGAUUCUUGAAGCUGUCACUGGAGCUGCUCAGGAUAGGGCCUCCAGGCUUGCCACGGAGAACUCCAUUGGGCCCAAACUUGGAUUUAUCUACUGUUCCGGAUCUUGGGUCCAUGGCUCUCCCCGCGAUCAGCGCAUCAGCGACACCUCGGUCCCCAGCACAUUCCUUGCUGCAGACAAGCCCGCUACAGCCGUCGCUUGGCGACCGGCUCACGAGCAGGCCGUGCUGAAGUCUCGGGACAACUUAGAUGUUGCCAUUGUUCGGCCCGGCGCUGUCUACGGACGAGGCUCUUGGGUGAUGACAGCCUGGUGGGGCAAGGUGCUGGAUGCAGCAAAGAGUGGCGACGAAAACACCAUUGAAAUCCCUGCCUACCAAGAGACUCGCACAGGAGUCGUUUGCGUGGACGACCUGGCCGACGGUUUCGUGCGAGUUGUGGACCGUCUUCCCACCUUCGGAUCUUGGCCUGUUUUCGACUUUGUAAGCGAGACGAUUUCGAUUUCGACGAUGAUGGAGGAGGUGAAGCGUGUUAUCGGCGCCAAAGGAGCACUUUCUUACGUUGGUUGUGAUGGCAAUCCCUUCUUCGAGGCUCUAGCGUUGAUUUGCAAUGCGACUUCAGGUCGUGCGAGGGCUGAGCUUGGGUGGAUUCCGAAGCGAACAGAGUUCGUGCGGGACCUGCCGCAACUUGUUGCUGCCUGGGAGGCAUCGCAGUAG
Messenger RNA from Colletotrichum siamense, 960 nucleotides. RefSeq lists its product as uncharacterized. The transcript has a single exon. NCBI's taxonomy places the organism in Eukaryota, Fungi, Ascomycota, Sordariomycetes, Glomerellales, Glomerellaceae. The record is from RefSeq and is a predicted model, not a curated record. The coding region runs from base 1 to 960 and encodes 319 amino acids.